CGUAAAGCGCCAAUGUUGUGACCAGUCGUCCUCGGAGCGAAGCUGUCAGUCGCCCUUCAACACCGAAACAGUGCUUUCCUCGGCCAGAACAGACCCCACGAGUCCACCCUAUCGUUAAACCAUGGCAGGGACAAUUGCACGGAAAGCUAUUGACCACCUGAAGAGCAAAGAGUUCAGGGAAUAUUUGAUGAGCACGCAUUUCUGGGGUCCUGUGGCAAACUGGGGUCUUCCUAUAGCCGCCCUCGCAGAUAUGAAGAAGAGCCCUGAGAUCAUCAGUGGCAGGAUGACCUUCGCUCUUUCCUGCUAUUCACUGCUCUUCAUGAGGUUCGCUUACAAGGUGCAGCCACGCAACUGGCUACUGUUUGCUUGCCAUUUGACCAAUGAGACAGCGCAGCUAAUCCAGGGAGGGCGUCUCAUCAAAUACAACAUGGAGAAGAAGAUAAAAUCCUAGUGGCAGAGUGGCACCAUGCAGCUUCAGCGGACUCCUAAACCUGCACAUCAAAACCCAUACAUCUAAACAUCUUAAUUGAUGAUUAAAACCGUGGCACCAUUUUUUAACCUGACAGUUCACCAUUAUGAAGUUUUAUUUCCUUUUUACUACACAAACAGAACAGUGCAGAUAGUUUCCUCCAAGAAUGAAGGUCAACUGCUGUAAUUUAUUUUGAGAUGUUUGCAACAUUCAACAUGCCACACAAAAAUAUAAUGUGGGUGAAUGUACACUCAGCUUACAAGCCUGAAGGUUAUAUGCGUUGCACACUGGAUCCUUUGGCUGUUGCACACUUUGAAACUAGGAUGAAUAAUUCCUUAUUUACUAAUCAUCUAACUUCAGGUCAUCAGCAUUAAUAUUUUUAUUACCUUCUUUUCUGCUUGGUAAUUGAAAUAUUAAUGGUAUUUCAUAGAGAACUUAGCCUGAGGUCCAUUUGUGCUAGUAUGUCCACAGCAUGGCAAAUUAUCACCGGCCUAGCAUAUGGACUUUCACUCAUUAACCGUUGCUUAAACAUAGAGGACACACACAUACAGAGCAAAGCUUUUAGUUUGUUAUGCUGUGGAGCAAGUUAUGCAAUUUGACAUGGUUUUACAGCAUAAUGAAUGAUGAUUAUUUAAACAUGUUUAACUCACACAAAAUAAAUACAUUUGUCUUUUUUUAUGUGGUGAAGCUGCCCACACUGUACAGCUGUACAAUCAGAAUGAGAGCAUAUUGUACAAGACAAGCUGCUUCUGUCAGUGCUGACCAAACAUGUACUGUGAGUUUUUGUCAUAUGUCAUUCACAUUAAUUUAUUGACAUUGUAUAAUCCACAUUACUUUUCCCUGAUUAAUGAUUUGAUCCUCUGGGUUUGUGAAAAUAAACUGGAUAUAAUGAACUUAAACACA
Messenger RNA from Morone saxatilis (striped sea-bass), 1372 nucleotides. It is a transcript of the gene mpc1, whose product is annotated as mitochondrial pyruvate carrier 1. The record is from RefSeq and is a predicted model, not a curated record. Lineage: Eukaryota; Metazoa; Chordata; Actinopteri; Moronidae. Gene Ontology annotation, cellular component: mitochondrial inner membrane. Gene Ontology annotation, biological process: pyruvate import into mitochondria. The transcript has 5 exons. Bases 122 to 451 code for a protein of 109 amino acids.